UUUAUAAGGCCAAUAGAUUGCAAAAGCUAGCUUUGAAGCUUCCCAUCAUAUUAUCACUUUAUCCUUCCGCAAUCGUGCUGGACCCAUAAAGCCGGUUUUACAUUGUCAACCAUUUACAUCAAUCAACUAAUCUAGGUAACUUCGCAUAUGGUGACUAUGAACCGACGGCGUGAACCAAAGCCCAAACUGCCAUGUCACCAUUUCGCCCAGCAUGGCAGAUGUAGAUUUGGGGCCGGAUGUAAAUUCUCGCAUGACAUCUCAACAUCCCAAGCAGGUUCAUCGCAAGCAUGGUCACAACGUAGGAACCAUCAAGAGACGCCAGCUCCAGCCGGGGACCGCCUUCGAGAAUGGAAGCAACUGCUUAAAUCGAACUCUUCAAAUUCUCGCUUCACUCGUUCAUCUACUUCGAUGAGCUCCCAGACAUGCGAUCGAUUUUUCAAGCUCGCUCUUGAGCUAAUGGAGGGAGAUAUUGGGGUUUCACAGGAGACUGUCAAGCUUAUGGCCCAAGAAUCUGGCCUCGAGUUCAUUAAGAAUCUUACUGAUCGACAAAUCCUCGAAGCCACGGACAAAUCCACUAAGAAUCGUCUAUGGCUAAACCAGAUACAGCCGAUGUUUCUUGUUCUUACUCAUACUCGAGUUAUCGAUUCCAAUGUGCUUGAGCAACAAGUCGCUACCCUCUACAACUUCAUCCAGGGAAUUGGCGGCAAGCGAAUGAAAAUCCUAUUUGAUUUCAUCUUAGACCUGCUUGACGUCUGGUCUGAUACGCCUAUGGCCAAAGAGGAUGCGUAUGGUAUAUCCACUUGUGAGCUUUCGCUCUCAGUUUUGGCUACGAUGGUAGACUGCAAUACUAGUAACAUCAUCAACGACAAUUUUCACCAGAUCCUCGUGCGAUUUGAGAACCGCGUGCGAGCUGCUAACAAUUCGCCCAAUGAUUUCUCGAAACUACAAUCUCAGAAACACCUGCAGUACCUUGGCCGACGCCUUGGGGUUGGUGAGGCGCUGAAUGAAGUUGAUGUGCGAAAGAAAGUUCCGGUGAAAAGAGCUGAAUUCGUCAUGCGAAAAGAUCUUCCUGGGCGGCUGUCGGCGGAAGGGCCACGACAUGACAACGACCACGAUGAUUUCUGCCAGAUCAGGAUUCUACCUACCUAUGAAGAAAUUACUUCAAUACGCAAUGAAUACCUACCGACUACUGAUCCAACCUUAUUCCAUAGGCCGGGUAUUCAUGGUCGUCUUGACAGAGAAUUCCGUCUGUUACGAGAGGAUACAGUGGGUCAACUGCGAGAUGCAGUUGCUGCACAACUCGAGACCAUGCGAAAUCCUAAGCAGAAACAAGAUCGUGGCAACAAAAACAACAUUCGAACCUACGCGUACGACGAUGUUUUAGUCGUCGAUAUUGAUUUCAGCAAAUUUCGUGGCAUGGAGUUGCUUAUUCGAUUCCGUCAGCCUACAUCGAAAAAGACUGCUCAACAACGUCGAGACUGGUGGGAGAACUCUAAGCGUCUCCAGCCUAGUGCGCUGGUUUGCAUUGUUUCCGAGAAGCAGGAUGUGUUGUUCGGCGUUGUUAGCGAAAAUACAAUUGUAACCGAUGGGAAGAAAACCGAGGGCGAGGAAGCCUCGAAGAAGCCAUCACUUGCUGAUGAUGAGAUAUUCGCCUACGUAUAUCUACAUCUUGCUGAGGCGUGCCCAAAUGAUAUUGAACAAACACUCCAAUGGUUCCAGCAUAUUGGCCACAAGAAUCAGCAACGAUGCCUUGUAGAGUUUCCCCGUGUUCUGUUACCCUCAUUCCAGCACACCCUCAUGGCCCUCCAACGCAUGUCAGAAAAGUCUAACGUGCCUUUUGAUGAUCUGCUUGCCCCGGCCGAGCAGAUACCAGAACUAGACACGAAAAUGGUCGAACCCCCUCAGUAUACAACCAAGCCAGGGUUUUCUUUCAAUUUAAGUUGCCUGACAGGUAACGAUACAGUUUUGAAUCAUUCGCCUCGAGCUCCACUCGACCCUCAAACCCUGUCAAAUCAUUCUUCACUCGAUCUGACCCAAUCCUCUGCUCUCCUGAAUACACUAUCAAGGAGAGUAGCUCUAAUACAAGGCCCACCCGGCACUGGGAAAAGCUAUACUGGAGAGAAGAUCAUAAAAGUGCUACUUGCGAACAAAAGCCAGGCUAGUCUGGGACCCAUUCUCUGCGUAUGCUAUACCAACCACGCUCUAGAUCAAUUGCUAGUACACUUGAAGCGCGAGAAGGUCAAGAUCAUUCGAAUUGGAUCAAGGUCUAAAGCGGAUGAAUUAGAGGAUGUCAAUCUCCGUGUCGUAGCCCAAGCUGCAGAGCGCACGAAGCCUGAAAAAGGCUCUCUCUGGGAACUAAGGAAAGAGCGUGAUGAUGACGCUCUCUCGAUAUCGAAAUCGAUCCAGGAACUUGCAGCCUGUCAAACUCCGGCCAAAAUACGGGCCUAUCUUUCCGAAUUCCAUCCCCAACAUUAUGGAUCCUUGUUUGCCAUAGAGGACGAUGAAGGUUUCCAACUACAACAUCGUCCAAAUACUGGCCAGCUCCUUGACCAAUGGAGGCGUAGUGGUGUACGAGACAACUCAGCUCCUCGCAGCAUCGGCAAUUUGCUCAAGGGAGAUGUUUGGACUAUGACUAAUGCUGAGAGGUUGCGCCUUUAUAAUUCCUGGUUGCAAAGAAUACGUGAUCCGCUCAUAGCCGACAUCACAAACAGAUACCAGAGCUACGAACAUACCAAAAAAGAAUUAGACAAGGUGUCUCGUGAUCUCGAUCUCCGAUGCUUACACGAAUCGGAUGUCGUUGGGGUUACAACAACUGGCCUAGCAAGGAACAUCGAACUGCUCCAAAAGUUGAGAUGUAAGGUGAUGCUAUGUGAGGAGGCCGGCGAAGUUCUCGAAGCGCACACUCUUACUGCCCUACUCCCAUCCGUCGAGCACGCCAUUCUCAUCGGCGAUCACCUACAACUAAGGCCUCAGAUUGCGAACUAUGAUCUUCAGAGCACAAGCCACCGAGGGGCUCAGUACUCUUUAGAUGUCUCGCUAUUCGAGCGUCUAAUCAAUCCAGCAUACGACACUGAUCCAAGACUGCCGUAUGAUACACUAGAAACUCAAAGACGAAUGCAUCCAAAUGUUUCCGAGUUGAUUCGGUCGACCCUAUACCCAACACUAGAAGAUGGUGGAAUGGUAACCAAGUAUCCAGAAAUUGCCGGCAUGAAGAAACGCUUAUUUUGGUUGCACCACGAGUCGCCGGAGGACCAAGCGAUGCAACUCGACCCAACGACAACUUCGCAUACAAACACAUUCGAGAUCGAGAUGACUGUAGCACUCGUCCAGCACUUAGUAAGACAAGGAUCGUAUGGUGCAGAUGACAUCGCCGUAAUUACGCCUUAUCUAGGACAACUCCAUCGUCUCCGCCGUGAGAUGGGGAAGUUGUUGGAGAUAUCAGUUGGCGAGAGAGAUCUAGAGGAGCUUGAAGCCCUCGAGGCAGAUAACUUGACAGACGAAAACUCGGCUGCCCAGCCACAGAAAUCUCUCGCCGUCAAGAGAACCUUAUUGAAGAGCAUUCGGUUAGCAACUGUCGACAAUUUCCAGGGCGAGGAGGCCAAGGUAGUGGUUAUCUCACUCGUGAGGAGCAAUAAUGCGAAUAAAUGCGGCUUCUUGAGCACGUCCAACCGCAUCAAUGUCCUGCUGAGUCGAGCCCAGCAUGGUAUGUAUCUAAUCGGGAACGCCAAUACUUACAGGCACGUAGAUAUGUGGGCCAAGGUGCUUAGAAUUCUCGAGAGAAAUGGAAACAUUGGAAGAGAACUGGAGUUACAGUGUCCCCGACAUCCUGACCCGGAAGAGCCCCUUUUGGUGUCUAAGGCUGAUGAUUUCUUGAGAGUCGCACCUGAAGGGGGUUGUAUUCUUCGUUGCGACCGACGCCUGACUUGUGGACAUCCUUGUAUCAACAGAUGUCACCAUGAGAAUCUACACAACGCUGUCAAAUGUCUUGAACCUUGCCCUAGACUCAAAAAAGGUUGUCAGCAUCCAUGCAGGCUUGUUUGCGGCGAUCCUUGCAAGCCGAAGUGUGACGAGUUCUUGCCGAACCUCAACAUCACCCUUGCCUGCGGCCAUAAAAUAUUCUCGGCCUAUUGCUGGGUGGCGCAAGAUCCUUCAUCCAUCGCUUGCAAGCAGAUGGUCAAGAAGAAGGUCCCUGGCUGUGACCACGAGGUUGAGGUUUUUUGUCACACAGAUGUCAGUGCCGAUACAUACAGAUGUGGGAAGAUGUGCCUCGAUCCUCAACCGUGUGGCCAUUCCUGCAAGAGCCCAUGCUAUAAAUGCAAAGAGAGGAAAGAAGGGAAGAUUUUCAAGACGAGGCACAAAUUAUGCAAGCAGCAAUGCGGGCGGAAGUAUACGACAUGCAGUCACAACUGCCGACAGGAAUGUCAUGGUAAGGCCGCAUGCCCCCUGUGUCCAGCACCCUGCGAAGUACGCUGCAGUCAUUCCAGAUGUAGCAAGCAGUGCCAUGAACCUUGUGCACCAUGUGCUGAGCAGACUUGCCCAUCAAGCUGUCCUCACUCGAAGUGUACUAUGCCGUGUGCAGCUCCCUGCGACUGGGUGCCUUGUUCGAAAAGGUGUGAGAAACUUUUGGACUGUGGACACCGAUGCCCGUCUGUGUGUGGCGAGACUUGUCCCAACAAGAUAUUCUGCCAGACGUGUUGCUCCGAAGACAGAAAGAAAAUGAUGGUAGAUUUUAUCAUGGGCACGGAAUAUCGAGACGUCGAUCUAGACGAGGAUCCUUGCAUCUUCCCAGACUGUGGCCACUUUGUCACGAAGACUAGUAUGGAUGGCAUCAUGGACAUGAAAGCCCAUUACAAAAUGUCGGCCGAGGACAGCCCAACUGCCAUUGGCAAUGCCUCCAAACCAUUUUCAAUGAAGGAGGUCAAGACCUGUCCUACUUGCCGUGGAUCUCUUCGGAAUAUUGCUAGAUAUGGGAGGAUUGUCCGACGGGCUAUGCUCGACGAGGCUACCAAGAAAUUUGUCGCUUGGUCUCACAUUGAGUAUGCGAAAUUGGCAAACAGCUUGCUUGAUGUACAAGAGCGCCUGUCGAAGACAGAAGCAACUUCCGGAGGGCCUCGACAAACUCCUCAGUCGAGCAAGAUGAAGGAACUAUCGACUGGGCGUAUGAAACAAAUCCAGCUCAUCAGCGAUUGGAUAGGCGGUAAAAGGUACGACGAAGCUGCGAAGCUCUGGCACGGAUUAAACGUAUUUAUUGGUCAGGUGAAAAGAGAAGAGCAGCCGUUCCAAAAAGUCAACAACUUCGUCCAAUAUGCUAUUCAGCAACGGAAAACUGAAGGAAUCUUUGCCUUCGACGAAACGAUGAUCCAACAUGGAGCGCUUCUCCAAGCACUUUCGCUUUGGCUGAAAUGCGAUAUCAUUAUUGUCUCCGACUUCAUGGCACGAUUGGAAAAUUUGCGAUUAUCCCAUAAUAACACGCUUAAGCUAGAUUUUUCGCAGCAUAUCAGAGACUGUGAUGCUUUAGCAGAAGGCGCCCGCACGGCGAAGCACCCUAGACAGGAAACUGAGGCAUAUAUCUACUGUGCGCAAUUCUGUGCUUUCAAUCGAGCUUUUUUGACGGACGGCGAGGACCCAUCGAGCGAUUCCGACAAAGGAAAGAGGGAUAGCCUCAAAGAGAAAGCCUCGGAACGGCUAGCCCUCGCUCGUGGUCUAGUCGAAAAGUAUGAAAGCCAGACUCAAGGCCUGAGCGCAGAGCUUGAAGCUACGGAGAAGAUGAUACGCGAUAAUGUGUUUUAUGAACCCGUCUCUGCGGAUGAAAUGCGAGCGGUAUACGAGGCCAUGACGCGGGAGUUCCGCGGAACGGGCCAUUGGUACAACUGCGAAAACGGCCAUCCCUUCACAGUUGGCGAGUGUGGAAUGCCGAUGGAGCAAGCUAGAUGUCCGGAGUGCGGAGCGGCUGUCGGUGGUUACGACCACAGGCCUGUCGAUGGAGUGCGGCAUGCUGAUGAUAUUGAAAACCUCGCUCGUGGUAUUGGUGAGAUGGGGAUUCAUUGAGCCGGUGUGCCUAGAGAGUUUCCGUUAUUGCAGCGUAAGAUUGGAUAGGUACCUAGGUAGGGACAACAAUGAACCUCGAUGGUUAGUAUAUGACCGCUCUAAGACGUGUGA
This is a messenger RNA of Annulohypoxylon truncatum, 6159 nucleotides long. RefSeq lists its product as uncharacterized. Gene Ontology annotation, molecular function: helicase activity; metal ion binding. The transcript has 6 exons. The record is from RefSeq and is a predicted model, not a curated record. The coding region runs from base 148 to 6048 and encodes 1966 amino acids. Gene Ontology annotation, biological process: regulatory ncRNA-mediated heterochromatin formation. Gene Ontology annotation, cellular component: nuclear RNA-directed RNA polymerase complex. NCBI's taxonomy places the organism in Eukaryota, Fungi, Ascomycota, Sordariomycetes, Xylariales, Hypoxylaceae.